Messenger RNA from Westerdykella ornata, 1409 nucleotides. RefSeq lists its product as uncharacterized. NCBI's taxonomy places the organism in Eukaryota, Fungi, Ascomycota, Dothideomycetes, Pleosporales, Sporormiaceae. Bases 399 to 1022 code for a protein of 207 amino acids. Gene Ontology annotation, molecular function: carbon-sulfur lyase activity. The record is from RefSeq and is a predicted model, not a curated record. The transcript has a single exon.
CUCAGCUCCAUAUUCGUGCCCUCCCGGAUGCCUAGGACGAGAUUAAGGGGAAGUUUGCAGGUAUAUUCAUCCAACGCAGUUGUUUCAGUACCUACAACUGGUCCUACCUAGUCGACACUUAAUUCGUUUAGUACAUAGGGCGUGCGGGGUCAGGAACGCUCCCCUCAGUCCCACGAAUAAAAGAUCGCACACCGCCUACAACGUACUAUCGCCCUAGUACAUGGCUGCCUGUGGUACGAGAUCUGCUUGAUUUAUAAGCCUGGGGAACUCUCGCUCUAGUACAAAACCUCAAACAGCCCACCUGGAAACCGAGAGCCGCCAUCUCCCCCAAUCUCUCUCAAAUCCCACCUUAAGCAUCCUGAAACUCACCACUGGGUCAACUGUAACCAUAAUCCACAAUGCCCGAGUCCAAAGACCUCAAAACCUACCACGGCUCCUGCCACUGCGGCACCAUCACCUACCUCUUCAAACUCCGUCUCCCACCCACCACCGACCCCAACAUCCGCGAAGGCCUCAACCGCAUCUACAAAUGCAACUGCACCGUCUGCCACAAAAUGGGCUUCUUCCACUGCCGCCCCAUCGACCCGGCUGCCGACUUCAUUCUCACUUCGCCCUCGACGAUUGAGGAGAUGGGACGUUAUAGCCUUAAGGGCAUAGUGGAGUGGUACUUUUGCAGGAAGUGUGGCGUGCAUGUGCUUGGGUUAGGAGGGAGCUGGAAGCAGGAGGAUGUGGAUGUGGAUGAGUGGGCGGGAAAAGAGGGGGGAUCUGGGAAGAAGCAGAAGGUGUGGGUUACGCGACCGAAGGGAGAGCGCCAGGAGAAGGAUAAGGAGGGGAAAGAGUUCGUGAAGCCGUUUCACUAUGUGAGUGUGAAUGCGACGACGUUGGAUCACGGGCAGGAAGGCUUGGAUUUGAGGGAGUGGCAUGAGAAGGGCUGGAUCUUUUAUGUGGAGUGCUGGAAGAGGAAGGAGGGCGAGGGGUCAAAGGAGCGAUUUGGGACGCCCCAUGAGUGCGGCAUGUAUUAAUGGGGCCUGUUGGAUGGAUUGCAAGAGGAGUGCCUCUGAGGAGGCGCCGCUGACUGACCGGAUAACUGUCAAUCACGAUAUGUAGCUAACCUUGGGAUUGGGAUGCUGACAUUUAAACGGUUAUUGCCAAGGCAGUUACUUGACACUUGCUUAUACGCUGAUGCAGUGAUUAGUGGUCUAGUCACUACUGAGGCUGUCACAUACAAGUGAACACUCUCCUUUGUCUCCUCUGUAGGUGGGAGUACUUAGCUCGUGCGACUUAAUUGGCUAUAAACUAAUGAGCUUUGCUUAGACCUUAUGCUGCGGCUGCAGUCUCUACCAAACUAACUGCGAGGGCGGGUUUAUUGAUUUACUUCCUAAAUGAUUCAUGGACUUGGAAAACAGCGG